AACCAGGGACGACCGCGGCAACACUUGGCACGGCUGCGGGGAGGCCGAGAGGAAGGGAGAACUGAGCCUUUGCCCCCUGCCCGGUUCCUCGGUUGGGUGGGAAAAGGAGGAAGCAGGAGGAAGGCAUCCAUUCAUUUCUGGCCUUGGCUUUGCCUGCUCCGUGUCCUCAUCUCUGGAAUUCUUCCUCCCUCCUUCUCUCCUCCUCCUCCUCCUCCUCCUUCUUUCUCCUGUUGUUUUCUUUUGGGGACGCAGAGAACAUCAGCUCCCCCCUCCCCACUGUGAUGGAUCCGAGGGCUGCUUGUCAUCUGCAGAUGCUCCUCUGAAGACCCUCCAGAGACAGAGACAGAGAAGGGCUCCUCCGGAUUGCAGCCGGUCCCUCCCAUCGCCCCCCCCCAAUCCUCGGCUUCUUUCUUGUGGCUCAGGGGGGAUUUGCGAGGAGACCGAGGGGGGGGUCCGAUUUGGAGGGCCAGGCGGCCCCUCUCCUCCUGGACUUUGGCCCCCUCUGGCCAGGCUUCCUGUAUGAGUCUUCCUCCAGCCCCGGAGCGCCACCGGGCCCCAUUGAUGCCUUGCUGAGCCUGGAGGAGCCGUCGGCCACCAUGGGGAAAUCCAACAGCAAACUGAAGCCCGAAGUGGUGGAAGAGCUGACCAGGAAGACCUACUUCACAGAGAAAGAAGUCCAGCAAUGGUAUAAAGGCUUUAUUAAGGACUGCCCAAGUGGACAGUUGGACGCGGCCGGAUUUCAGAAAAUCUACAAGCAGUUUUUCCCGUUUGGCGACCCAACCAAGUUUGCAACAUUUGUUUUUAAUGUCUUUGAUGAAAACAAAGACGGGAGAAUCGAGUUCUCCGAAUUCAUCCAGGCCCUUUCAGUCACCUCCCGAGGGACCCUGGAUGAGAAACUGCGCUGGGCCUUUAAACUGUAUGACCUGGACAACGACGGCUACAUCACCAGAAAUGAGAUGCUGGACAUUGUAGAUGCUAUUUACCAGAUGGUGGGAAACACGGUGGAGCUGCCGGAAGAGGAGAACACGCCAGAGAAGCGGGUGGACAGGAUCUUUGCCAUGAUGGACAAAAACGCGGAUGGGAAACUGACGUUGCAGGAGUUCCAGGAGGGCUCCAAGGCCGACCCUUCCAUCGUCCAGGCGCUCUCUCUCUACGACGGGCUGGUAUAGUCCCACCCUCUGCCGGCUUUGGUGAGCAGCCAAGUCUCCGUCCUGGGGGACAACGCAGGCCUCGGGGCUUCGGCCUCUGGACGGCUGUGCCGGGUCCCAAACUCUGCAUUUGAAGGAGAACAAGGACAGCGGUGUGUCUGGCGUGGUCCGAGUCCUGCUGCUGGACCAGGGGGUUGGACUAGAAGACCUCCGAGGUCCCUUCCAGCUCGGUCGUCCUCCUAUUCUGCCGUCCCCCUCAAAAAAUCCCCGUGAGACUUAGAAGAAGAAUAGUUUUUUAUUAUUAUUAUUAUUUGGCUCAGCUUGACUUCCAUCUGGUUUGUGUGGAUGCUCAGGGCAACCACAGAGUCUUCCCCAUCACAAGAAUAUUGCCUUUCACUAACAAACAAUAAAACGGCAUCAAAAUCUGAAUCCACCCAAAAUCUUAACCCCUCUUCAAGCCACCAUAAAAAUAGUUCCUUCAACCUUGUGGGCCGAGCCCAAAAUAUCCUGGAUUUUGCAAUAGGAG
Molecule: messenger RNA, 1674 nt
Organism: Thamnophis elegans (Western terrestrial garter snake)
Lineage: Eukaryota; Metazoa; Chordata; Lepidosauria; Squamata; Natricidae
Gene: NCS1
Product: neuronal calcium sensor 1
Exons: 7
Coding region: 597-1169 (190 amino acids)
Molecular function (GO): calcium sensitive guanylate cyclase activator activity; calcium ion binding
Source: RefSeq, a predicted model, not a curated record